GGCUCUGUGCUGGAGCAGGGAGCAGUGAGGUCGCUUGGGGACAGGGCUGCGGUGGCCGAGGCGCAGCUCCUCCCGGCUGCACUGAGACCCUGCACUCUGCUUCGCCCUUUCCUCGCUGCGAUUGCAGUCGGGAGGGAAGCAAGAAAAUAAGGGGAGGAGAUGAUUUUUGAAGGGUUUGGUGGCAAUGCUUUGCCGCCUCCCAGCUGGGAUUUGGGGCGCGGGGGCUGUUCCCAAUGCAAACCCAAGCACGGAUUUUUCCGAACUGGGAGAAUCGGAUGCGGGAAGGAGGGGCUGUGGAGAUGGAUGCACUUUCCUUGUUUUCUUUUGGGGACGGACUCGUCCAGCAGCCAAAUGGAAAAAGACAGUCAGAGCACGCAUUGCUCACCGGGCCUCGCGCCAGCAGCCGGGCUGCCCAGAACUGGGGCAAACUGGGGGGAGUUCCCUCGCACCGGGGGGAGCCCCGCUGUGCCCGCCCCAUGCCCACACCACAUGGCAGCCCGGGUGCUGGGAGGUGCUUGGCAUCUGGGUGAGGUGUGGGGUGGCCCCCACGGCUCCAUUGCACCCUGGCAGGAUUUAUGGGGACGGGGAGUGAUGUUUGUGCCCCCCUUGGCAUCGCAGUGGCAUCGGGGUCCCUGUCCCUGUGGUGGCCAUGUGCCGUGUCCCUGCCCUCUGGGUGCUGGCUGGAUGGGGACGUGGCACAGCGUGGCACAAGUGGCCAGAGGAUGAGUUCCACCCCUUCAUCGAGGCGCUGCUCCCCCACGUGCGGGCCUUCGCCUACACCUGGUUCAACCUGCAGGCCCGCAAGCGCAAGUACUUCAAGAAGCACGAGAAGAGGAUGACGAAGGACGAGGAGCGGGCGGUGAAGGACGAGCUGCUGAGCGAGAAGCCCGAGGUGAAGCAGAAAUGGGCCUCGCGCCUCCUGGCCAAGCUGCGCAAAGACAUCCGGCCCGAGUGCCGCGAGGACUUCGUGCUCUCCAUCACCGGCAAGAAGCCGUCGUGCUGCGUCCUCUCCAACCCCGACCAGAAGGGCAAAAUGCGCCGCAUCGACUGCCUGCGGCAGGCUGACAAGGUGUGGAGGCUCGACCUGGUCAUGGUCAUCCUCUUCAAAGGGAUCCCCCUGGAGAGCACCGACGGCGAGCGGCUGGUCAAGGCGGGCCAGUGCACCAACCCCAUCCUCUGCAUCCAGCCCCACCACAUCAGCGUCUCCGUCAAGGAGCUCGACCUCUACUUGGCCUAUUUCGUCCGCGAGAGAGACUCCGAGCAGAGCAGCAGUCCCCGGACGGGCAUCGCCUCGGACCAGGAGGACACCAAGCCCAACACGCUGGACUCCACAGACUUCCAGGAAAGCUUCGUCACCUCGGGGGUGUUCAGUGUCACCGAGCUCAUCCAGGUGUCCCGAACGCCGGUGGUGACGGGCACGGGCCCAAAUUUCUCCCUGGGGGAGCUGCAGGGCCACCUGGCCUACGACCUGAACCCCUCCAGCACGGGCAUGAGGAGGACGUUGCCCAGCACCUCCUCCAGCGGGUGGGUGCCGCCGGGCGACGCGGGGGCGAUGCCGGGACCGGUCCAGGCACGGCUGUGUGGGAUGGCAUGGGCACGUCGGGUCCUGCCGUGUGCUGCCAGGCUGCCUGCACUGCGGGGUGGGUGGGGGAAGCUGGGGGAGUGGGCUGCUGCACUGCUGCUGUGGUACCGUGCAUCCAUUUGGGUACCCCGGCACGGUUCGGGUACCCCGGCACAUUUUGGGUACCCCGAUACGGUCUUGGCAACGUGGUUCUGAAACCUGGCGCAGCUU
Molecule: messenger RNA, 1792 nt
Organism: Meleagris gallopavo (turkey)
Lineage: Eukaryota; Metazoa; Chordata; Aves; Galliformes; Phasianidae
Source: RefSeq, a predicted model, not a curated record